This is a messenger RNA of Mauremys mutica (yellowpond turtle), 10545 nucleotides long. RefSeq names its product piezo type mechanosensitive ion channel component 2 (gene PIEZO2). Gene Ontology annotation, cellular component: plasma membrane. The transcript has 55 exons. The record is from RefSeq and is a predicted model, not a curated record. Lineage: Eukaryota; Metazoa; Chordata; Testudines; Geoemydidae. The coding region runs from base 704 to 9124 and encodes 2806 amino acids. Gene Ontology annotation, biological process: regulation of membrane potential; detection of mechanical stimulus; cellular response to mechanical stimulus. Gene Ontology annotation, molecular function: mechanosensitive monoatomic ion channel activity; monoatomic cation channel activity.
UGGGGAAAGAGCAGCGCUGCAGCUGUGUCUGAGCGUCGGUGAGGGGCAGCUAGGCAGACAGCAGGCGCGGCAGGACGGGAGAGGCGGUCUGCUUCCCCCUUUGCCUACCUACAGCGCUCUGGCCGCCGCGCCAGCGGAGGGGAGCAUGCAAGUCAUUUUCGAAGGAUGCAAAAUGCCAGCAACCUAGCAGCUUGGGAUGAUUUUGCUCAGUGUACCACAAGCUGGGUCCUACGGGCCAGAAGCUGGAAGAAAGUGGCUGGAGUCCUCAGUGUGUCUGGGAAUCUGUGAAUCGUGACUCACACCGCUCCUCGGAUAUAUAAACAGAGAGCGAGCAAAGCCUUUGGUCUAUAACAGAACCGGUUUAAUUUUAAAAUGCUGGUUAUCCUUUCUUGAUGUGGGGCACAACAAAAUGGUUCUCCAGUAAAAAGAAGAAGAAAAAUCUUCUCUAAGAAACCGUGCGUCUUGCAACUGAAGUCACCAGAAAUCCAGCUGCUUCGGGAUUUAAUGGGCUCUUCCAAAGAUGUUAAGGGACUUGUGAGAAAUCUGCAGCACGUCGAGAAAAUCCGGUGAAAGAUAAUGCUAAACUGCAUUAGCGCUGUGCAAGGGUGGACCUAAAAGUUAUGAAGUGGUACCUGUCGUAACAACAAGCAAAUAUUGUUCUCGUUUAUUUAAUCAAGACUCGAACUAAUCAGAUCUUCAAGCAAUGGCAACAGAAGUGGUGUGUGGAUUGAUCUUCAGAUUGCUACUUCCAAUAUGUCUCGUAGCUGCAUGUGUGUUCCGUUACAAUGGGCUCUCUUUUGUCUACCUCGUCUACCUCUUGCUCAUUCCUCUAUUUUCAGAACCCACAAAAACAACGAUGCAAGGACAUACAGGACGGUUAUUAAAAUCCUUGUGUUUCAUCAGUCUAUCAUUCCUGCUGCUGCACAUCAUCUUCCAAAUCACAAUAAACAGCCUUGAAGCUGGAAACAAUAUUGAACCUGGUUUUAACUGUUCUACAUGGGAGAAAACAUUACGACAGAUCGGUUUUGAAAGUGUGAAGGGAGCUGAUGCUGGCAACGUGAUCAGAGUGUUUGUACCAGAUAUUGGGAUGUUCAUUGCUAGCUUGACCAUAUGGCUUGUCUGCAGAAACCUUGUGCUGAAGCCAGUGACAGAGGAUGCAGCACAGUACAACACACAAUUUGAAAAUGAAGAAAUGGCUGGAAGAGAAAAGUUAGAGCCAGAUGAUGCAUUAAUAUGUGAAGAUUUGGAUGGUGGAGAAAAUAGCGAAGAGGAAUUUGAAGAAACCACAAAAUUAAAACUACUGCGCAGAAUUGCCUCAGUGGCUUCCAAAUUGAAAGAGUUUAUUGGAAAUAUUAUAACCACCGCUGGAAAAGUUGUUGUUACAAUUUUACUUGGUUCAACAGGCAUGAUGUUGCCAUCUUUGACGUCAGCUGUGUAUUUCUUUGUAUUUUUGGGGCUCUGUACAUGGUGGUCCUGUUGCCUAGCAUUUGAUCCGCUGAUAUUCAGCUGUCUGUGUGUAUUAAUGGCUAUAUACAGUGCGGGGCACUUGAUUGGACUUUAUCUAUACCAGUUACAAUUCUUUCAGGAAGUUGUUCCUCCAAAGGACUACUAUGCAAGGUUAUUUGGUGUCACUUCCGUAAUUCAAACCAACUGCUCAAGCACCUGGAAGAUCAUAGCAAACCAAGAACUACUCUGGUAUCACCAUGCCAAUCCCAUAUUACUGCUGGUGAUGUACUACACCCUGGCAACUCUUAUUCGCCUUUGGCUACAAGAGCCCGUUGUAAGGGAGAUAGAUGAUGAUGAGAAAUCUGGUAUCAGCGAAGAAGACAAAGAAACAGACUGCAACCCAACCUCAAGGAGACGAAGUUUGUGGUAUGCAAGCCACUACACAGCUGAUGAGAGAAAACUUCUGUCAAUGACUCAAGAUGAAUACAAGUCAUCUGAUGUCCUGCUCGUAACAGUGAAUGGGACUCCUGUAGAUUAUCACACCAUGCACCCCACACUUCACUUGGAGAAUGGCCCUGCCAAAGCUGAGAUGUACUCAACCCCACAGUAUAAAUGGGAGCCAUCAGAUGACAUGUCAGAAAAGAAAGAAGAGGAAGAUGAGGAAGAAGAAGAGGAGGAAGAUAUUCAGGAGAAAAAAGAAAAUGUUAAAAUACAUGCUAUGGUCUCUGUCUUCCAUUUUAUCAUGAAACAAAGUUACAUUUGUGCUCUGAUUGCAAUGAUGGCUUGGAGUAUCACUUAUCACAGUUGGUUGACUUUUGUGUUAUUGAUCUGGUCCUGCACGCUUUGGAUGAUUCGUGACCGAAGGAAAUACGCUAUGAUCAGUUCACCUUUCAUGGUUGUUUAUGGAAAUUUGCUGUUAACAUUACAAUAUAUAUGGAGUAUUGACCUCAAAAAUGAUGAGCUUCCUAAAGUUUCCGGAUUUUUAGAAAAGAAGGAUCCUGGGGAAUUAGCAUCAAAGAUCCUUUUCACGAUUACUUUCUGGCUACUGCUUAGGCAACACCUAACAGAGCGGAAAGUGCUUCAGCUAAAAGAAGCUACUUUAGCUGAGGUCAAAGUUGAAGAUGAAGAAAAUGAAGAAAAAGAAGAAGAAUUGCAAGAUGGGGAAGUGACAGAGGAGGCAGAUGAAGAAGAUGAGGAUGAACAGGACAUUAUGAAAGUCCUCGGAAACUUGGUGAUGGCUAUGUUCAUUAAGUACUGGAUUUAUGUCUGUGGAGGAAUGUUCUUCUUCGUCAGCUUUGAGGGUAGAAUUGUCAUGUACAAAAUCAUCUAUAUGAUGCUCUUCCUCUUCUGUGUGGCCCUGUACCAGGUGCACUAUGAAUGGUGGAGGCGAAUCCUAAAAUAUUUUUGGAUGUCAGUAGUUGUUUACACUAUGCUGGUGCUUAUCUUCAUCUAUACAUAUCAAUUUAAAUCAUUUCCUGGCUUGUGGAUGAACAUGACAGGGCUAGAUGAAAAAAAACUAGAGGAUCUUGGUUUAAAACAGUUUUCUGUGGCUGAGCUGUUCACACGUAUCUUUAUUCCAACCUCUUUCUUAUUGGUGUGUAUAUUACACCUUCAUUACUUCCAUGACCGUUUCCUCCAACUCACUGACUUAAAAGCUGUAACCAGCAAACAGGACAGCGCUAUUUACAGCCAUGCUAAAGUCAAUGGCCGUGUUUAUCUAAUAAUAAAUAGCCUCAAGAAAAAAAUACCAAACCACCACAAUGAACUGGUGCACCAAGAUGGAAGUCUGCCUGACAUAACCAUGCUGAAUUUAACUGCCAGCAACGUAAAGGAAGAGGAUAAAAAUCUGGAAGAGCAUGGUGAUGAAAGAAUGGCAGAGAGAGAUGGGGAGGGGGAGAAAGGUCAGGAUGAAAAAGAGAAAGAGGAGGAGGAUGAAGAGGAGGAAGAGGAAGAGGAGGAGGAUGAAUCUGAUGUAGAAGAAACUUCCGAUUUAAAGAAUAAGUGGCAUCUGGUGAUUGACCGCCUCACGGUGCUAUUCUUGAAAUUCCUGGAAUAUUUUCAUAAACUGCAAGUUUUUGUGUGGUGGCUUUUGGAGCUGCAUAUUAUCAAAAUUGUUUCUUCAUACAUCAUCUGGGUCACAGUGAAAGAGGUGUCUCUGUUUAACUUUGUGUUUUUGAUUGCCUGGGCUCUUGCUUUGCCAUAUGCUCAAUUCCGCCCAUUGGCAUCAAGUGUCUGCACUGUUUGGACAUGUGUGAUUAUCGUCUGCAAAAUGUUAUAUCAGCUCACGUCUAUUGACCCUAGCACCUUUUCCAGUAACUGUACAAUGCCUACAGAAAAUGAAACUGACAUAGGCAGUGAAGAACUGAAGACAUCGCUUCUCUACAGCGCACCCAUUGAUCCUACAGAGUGGGUUGGAUUAAGGAAGUCUUAUCCCCUGCUUGUAUACUUAAGGAAUAACUUACUGAUGCUGGCUAUUCUGGCCUUUGAAGUUACAAUUUACCGGCAUCAGGAGUACUAUAGAUGUCGAAAUAAUCUUACUGCACCUGUGACUAAAACCAUUUUCCAUGACAUUACAAGAUUACAUUUGGAUGAUGGACUUGUAAACUGUGCCAAGUAUUUCAUAAACUACUUCUUCUACAAGUUUGGGUUGGAGACCUGUUUCCUACUGUCAGUUAAUGUAAUUGGUCAACGAAUGGAUUUCUUUGCCAUGAUUCAUGCCUUCUGGUUAAUUGCUGUAUUAUAUCGACGUAGAAGAAAAGCUAUUGCAGAGAUUUGGCCAAAGUACUGCUGUUUUCUGGCAUGCACCAUUAUAUUCCAGUACUUCAUUUGUAUUGGCAUUCCACCUGCUCCUUGUAAAGACUAUCCAUGGAGAAGCCCUAAUGCCAACUUUAACUCCAACAUCAUAAAGUGGUUAUACUUUCCAGACUUCAUUGAAAGACCAAAUCCUAUUUUUCUUGUCUACGAUUUCAUGUUGCUGCUCUGUGCAUCCUUACAAAGACAAAUGUUUGAGGAUGAAAAUAAGGCUGCUGUGCGAAUCAUGGCUGGGGACAAUGUGGAAAUUUGCAUGAACCUUGAUGCAGCGUCAUUUAGCCAGCACAACCCUGUUCCCGACUUCAUUCACUGCCGAUCUUACUUAGAUAUGUAUAAAGUGAUAAUAUUUAGUUACCUCUUCUGGUUUGUGCUUACUAUCAUCUUCAUCACGGGAACUACAAGAAUCAGCAUAUUUUGUAUGGGUUACUUGGUGGCCUGUUUCUAUUUCCUGCUCUUUGGUGGUGAUUUAUUAUUGAAACCUAUCAGAAGCAUUCUGCGUUAUUGGGACUGGCUGAUUGCAUACAAUGUCUUUGUGAUUACAAUGAAAAACAUACUGUCGAUAGGAGCAUGUGGCUACAUUGAGUCAUUAAUUCGAAACAGUUGCUGGUUGAUUCAAGCAUUUAGCCUGGCUUGUACAGUUAAAGGAUACCAUCAACCUAAAGAAACUGGAGACUGUAAACUGCCUAGCGGUGAGGCAGGAAUUAUUUGGGACAGUAUAUGCUUUGCUUUCCUGCUGCUGCAAAGAAGAGUCUUCAUGAGCUACUACUUCCUACAUGUGGUUGCUGAUAUAAAAGCUUCACAGAUCCUGGCAUCAAGAGGUGCUGAACUUUUCCAGGCCACAAUUGUCAAGGCAGUAAAGGCAAGAAUUGAAGAAGAGAAAAAAUCAAUGGAUCAAUUGAAGAGACAGAUGGACCGCAUCAAAGCCAGGCAACAAAAAUACAAAAAGGGUAAAGAAAGAAUGCUGAGCAUGACCCAAGAAUCAACAGAAGGGCAAGAAAUUCAAAAGGCUUCUGAAGAAGAUGACGAAGGAGAAGCAGACAAAGAGAAAACCAAGGGCAAAAAAAAGCUGUGGUGGCGGCCUUGGGUUGAUCAUGCUUCCAUGGUCAGAAGUGGAGAUUAUUAUUUAUUUGAGACGGAUAGUGAAGAAGAAGAGGAGGAUGAAAAAAAAGAUGAUGAUGAACCUCGGAGGAGAUCUGCAUUCCAGUUUGUGUAUCAGGCCUGGAUUACUGAUCCUAAAACUGCACUUCGACAGAGGCGCAAAGAGAAGAAAAAGUUUGGGAAGGAAGACAAGCGAAGGCGAAAAGGAUCUGGGGAUGGAGCUACUGAUGUAGAACAUGAAGAGAGAGAAGAUGAACCUGUCAAAAAGAAAUCAGAUGGGCCAGAUAAUAUCAUCAAAAGAAUAUUUAAUAUUUUGAAGUUCACCUGGGUCCUUUUCCUGGCAACACUAGAUAGUUUUACAGCUUGGCUCAAUUCCAUUUCAAGAGAGCACAUUGAUAUCUCUACUGUGCUGAGAAUUGAGAGAUGUAUGCUGACCAGGGAAAUUAAAAAGGGGAAUGUUCCAACUCGUGAGAGCAUCCAUAUGUAUUACCAGAACCAUAUGAUGAAGCUUUCUAAGGAAUCAGGACUGGACACAAUUGAUGAAAAUCCUGGUCAAGAUUCUAGUUUACAGGCAUCUGAGAGGAUGGAUAGUUUAGAUUCAGCUGCUUCUCAUGACAGUAUUUCCAGCUGCUACACUGAAGCAACCAUGCUGUUCUCAAGGCAGUCAACCCUUGAUGAUUUAGAUGGACCAGACACUGUUCCUAAAACAAGUGAGCGCGCUCGACCUAGGCUUCGUAAAAUGUACAGCAUGGAUAUGUCCUCCUCAUCAGCUGACAGUGGCAGUAUAGUGUCAAGUGAACCUACCCAGGUCACCCUGCUGUAUUCUCGUCAGGGCACAACAGAAACCAUUGAAGAAGUAGAAGGGGAGCACGAAGAAGAAGGGACAGGUUCUACAUCAAGACGAGAGGAUGAGGUGGACGAUUAUGGCUUGGAUUCAGAAGGAGCUGCGUACACUCCUGAUACUGACGUGCCAUCAUACUCUGCUGCGGAUGGCAAUGCUGAAGUCCCACCUUCAUACAGCAAAGCUGUCAGCUUUGAGCAUCUUUCCUUCAGUUCCCAAGAUGACUCUGCUGGCAAGAACCUCAUGAUGGUGAGCCCAGACGACAGUCAAAUUGACAAGCUAAAUGAUACUAUCCUCCCUCCAUUGACACACGACCUGACUGCCAGUGAGCUGCUUCUAAACAAGAUGUUUCGUGAUGAAGAGCUGGAGGAAUCUGAGAAAUUCUACAUUGGUCAGCCUCGACUAUUGCUUCUCGUUUAUGCCCUGUAUAAUACACUGGUGGCCCGGUCAGAAAUGGUGUGUUAUUUUGUGAUUAUCCUUAAUCACAUGAUCUCUGCCUCCAUGAUUACCCUUGUGCUUCCCAUCCUUAUAUUCCUUUGGGCCAUGCUGUCUGUCCCCAGGCCUAGCAAACGCUUCUGGAUGACAGCCAUUGUCUACACUGAGGUGACCAUUGUUAUCAAGUACUUCUUCCAGUUUGGUUUCUUUCCCUGGAAUAAACAUGUGGAUUACACCAAAGAUAAACCUUACCAUCCGCCCAAUAUUAUUGGUAUUGAAAAGAAAGAGGGUUAUGUGCACUAUGACCUUGUUCAGCUCCUUGCUUUGUUCUUCCAUCGAUCCAUUUUAAAGUGCCAUGGGUUAUGGGAUGAAGAUGAUGAAGGUGAAAGCUGCAGUAGUAAAGAGGAAUAUGGCGAUGAGCUCUCACUGGCAGCAGACAGGAGAGAUUCUGCUGACUCUUUAAAGUCAGUGAACCUUGCGGCUUCUGUGGAGUCCAUACAUGUCCAUUUCCCAGAACAGCAGACUGCCAUCAGGAGAAAAAGUUCCAGCAGUGGGUCACAACUUUCACACAGAUCCAGUUUCUCCUCACAGAGGUCAAAGAGAGGGAGCACCAGUACACGAAACAGCAGUCAGAGAGGAAGCAGUGUAUUAAGCAUUAAGCAAAAAUCUAGAAAAGAGCUUCUUAUGGAAAAGUUUCGAGAACAAAUGGUCAAAGCAAAGGCAUUUACAAUUAAAAAGACUCUUCAAAUAUAUGUGCCCAUCAGACAGUUUUUCUACAAUCUCAUUCACCCGGAAUACAGUGCUGUGACUGAUGUUUAUGUGCUGAUGUUCCUCGCAGAUACUGUGGACUUCAUCAUCAUUGUGUUUGGGUUUUGGGCUUUUGGGAAACAUUCUGCUGCAGCAGAUAUCACCUCUUCAUUAUCAGAAGACCAGGUACCAGAGGCAUUCCUGGUAAUGGUGCUCAUUCAGUUUGGGACCAUGGUGGUAGACCGAGCACUGUACCUCAGAAAGACUGUCAUGGGAAAAGUCAUCUUCCAGGUCAUUCUUGUUUUUGGGAUACACUUUUGGAUGUUCUUUAUCUUGCCUGGAGUAACUGAAAGGAAAUUUAGCCAAAACACAGUUGCCCAGCUCUGGUAUUUUGUGAAAUGUGUUUAUUUUGGGUUAUCGGCAUAUCAGAUUCGUUGUGGUUACCCAACCCGUGUUCUUGGCAACUUCCUCACCAAAAGUUACAACUAUGUAAACCUCUUCUUAUUUCAAGGAUUCCGUCUGGUUCCGUUUUUGACUGAGCUGAGAGCAGUAAUGGACUGGGUUUGGACUGAUACCACUCUGAGCCUUUCCAGCUGGAUCUGUGUUGAGGAUAUUUAUGCUCAUAUAUUUAUCUUGAAAUGUUGGCGAGAGUCUGAAAAGAGAUACCCCCAGCCAAGAGGCCAGAAGAAAAAGAAAGUUGUGAAGUAUGGAAUGGGUGGCAUGAUUGUUGUCUUGCUGAUUUGUAUUGUCUGGUUUCCUCUGCUCUUCAUGUCUUUAGUCAAAUCUGUUGCAGGCGUCACCAACAGGCCUCUUGAUGUAUCAAUCACAAUAACCCUCGGAGGUUAUCAGCCUAUUUUUACAAUGAGUGCUCAGCAGAACCAGCUCAAGGAUUUGAAUCAAACUGAGUAUGAUUCGUUUCAAAAAGAAUAUUCGGGUAAUACUGGUGCUUUGCAGUUUCUAGAAAGCUAUGGAAAAGAAGAUAUAACUGUAGCAGAACUAGAAGGGAAUUCAAAUUCAUUGUGGACUAUCAGCCCUCCCAGUAGAAAGAAAAUGAUUCAAGGUCUCCGGGAUUUUUCUGCUGAGUUCACUCUAGUUCUUUCAUGGAGUAUUCAAAGAAACCUCUCUCUUGGUGCAAAAGCAGAAAUAGCAUCGGAUAAGCUUUCCUGUAACCUACUGAACAAAACUAGAGAAAAUAUCGCUACAAUGAUGUCUGGGGAUGACACGGUAAAGAAGGUGAUGCUAGAAAUGAUGUUUCCAUAUUACAUCAAGGCACCUAGUGAUUCUCUGGCAAAACCCAUAAAGCAGCUAUGGAAAGAGGGGAGGAUGGAAAACAUCACUGUUUCUCUUAUCAAAAAUGAGUCUAAAGAUGGGGUUCGUGAAUGGUGGGUUCUCAAUCAGCUUGGAAAAAGAUAUAGACAGGAAGAAAGUCUUGAACUCUUUGUAUUCAGUGACAAAGUUAGCCCUCCUAGCCUUGGAUUCUUGGCUGGCUAUGGUAUUAUGGGACUUUACGCCUCAGUUGUCCUGGUGAUAGGGAAGUUUGUCCGUGAGUUCUUCAGCGGGAUCUCUCACUCCAUCAUGUUUGAAGAACUACCAAACGUGGACCGUAUCUUGAAGUUAUGUACUGACAUUUUCUUAGUAAGAGAGACUGGAGAACUGGAACUAGAGGAAGACCUGUACGCCAAAUUAAUAUUCCUGUACCGCUCACCAGAGACGAUGAUCAAAUGGACUAGGGAAAAAACUAAUUGAUCUCUUUGGAGUCACACUGCAAAUCAAGUUGACUUCAUCUGAAUUUUAAAAAAGCACAAUAUUCUCAUAAGAGCUAAGCCUUUUAUAGUUAGGUAGCAAUGAUUUUUCACUGACUGAGUCCAGGAAGCUACUUCCUUAGGAAUCCAUGCUGCCUUUCAAAUUAAGGAUUAAUGGUGAAGAAGAUUGGUUUGAUUUUUUUUUUAAAUGCCCACUCUUCUAAAAUCUGGGGACCUUGCUUUGUAAUUUAAUCAACCAAAUGUUCUGCAUCCUUGACUGGGUAAGUUAAUCUUCUGGACAUUAAAUUUCUACCGUUAAAGGAAAAGGAAAGAAAGAAACGAUCCCUCAGAGGACUUCACUGGACCUUUUCUGGAGCGAUAGUUUGUGCAAUAUGCUGUUGUACGUCACUGACUUUCAAGAUACAGUAAUGGGAAUCUGACUAGCCUUCAGGACAAGCAUGCCAAAAGGCCAUAGUGCGAGCUGAAGAAAUGCUAGCCGUAUCCAUUUUUAGAAAAGCAGAGGUUUUGAUGUACCGAAGACUCUGUGGACAACCCUCUGUAAGCAAAAAGAAAACAAGUGACAAUCUCUUUAAUUACCUUAUUUUAUUUGUACAGUCCCAGGAGACAUUUCCAUGAAACAUCAAUGACUUUUCUCAGGAAAAAAAACUUGGUUUUAGCACUUAGUUAAACCUUAAUGAAUUAUGGAGCAUUGGGAUGUUCUGCUGGGCUAUCUUCCCACAAUUACUUCUUUCCUUUAGACAGAGAAAAACCAACUGAAUGACUAAGGAGCUGUUUCACUUCUUAUAUCUCUUUGAAGACUGAAUAGUGUGUGCUACUCUGUGCUUCCCCACUACAUGCUUUUUCCCCCCAUUUUGAUGAUUUAAGGCAAUGGUUUUGUUAUCUGAUAUUCUCCUUCCAGUGUUUCAGGUAUACAAAAAUGUUUACAUAUUCCAAUUUACAUUUUUACAUCCGAGACGGGUUUUUUAAGUUCCCAAAUAUAAAAGUACAUAUGAGCUUGAAAAAUGGCCUUUUCUUAAAUUACUCUUGUUGGUGACACAAAUGGUUCAUUAGAGAACAUUGUAGCAUGACAAUUUAUGAUUGCAAUGUAGGUUUAAUUCCAUGUUAAAAAAAAUGCAAUUUCUGAAAAACAAAAUCAUUGAGUGGGUAGGGUAUGUUAAAAGGUUAUACUGUGUAGUUUUGAUUCAGUAAUGACUUAAAAUAAAGCACAUGAUGCAAAGUCAUUAUAGAGGUAUUUUUUCUUCUUCCUCUUUACACUAAAUGGGAAAUGUCUUUAUAUAGCUAAGAUAUUCACAGUGGAGAUAAAUGACAGUGACAAAUGAAUCACAUUCUUUCCGUUUUCAGAGUGGUAGCCGUGUUAGUCUGUAUCAGCAAAAACAAUGAGGAGUCCUUGUGGCACCUUAGAGA